This is a messenger RNA of Eimeria acervulina, 546 nucleotides long. Its product is annotated as TB2/DP1, HVA22 domain-containing protein, putative. Lineage: Eukaryota; Apicomplexa; Conoidasida; Eucoccidiorida; Eimeriidae. The transcript is spliced from 2 exons. The coding region runs from base 1 to 546 and encodes 181 amino acids. The record is from RefSeq and is a predicted model, not a curated record.
AUGCAUCCAAUAGACGACAUUGCUGAGGCCUGUGCACGAGGAAGCAAUGGGAAUGCACCUCUGGGCAGUCCCAACAGGCGUGCUGCGCAGAGUGAACAAUGGCAUAGCGCUGCGUCGCUGAGCUUUCAGCUGCUACUUGACGAGAAGGCUGCGCCUAGUGGCGCUCUGAAGAACGAUCAUUUGCAGCAUGUCAUGUUCUGGGUAUUAUGUUCGUGGAUAUGCUGCAUUGAGUCUUUCCCUCCUCUGGCGUUGCUACUUCAGUACCUCCCCUUUUACUACGAAAUCAAAUGCUUGCUGUUCUACUGGCUCGCUUCCCCACAGUUUAAAGGGGCUGGAUGGCUCUGGCUGCACGUCAUCUACCCCGCCUACGAAAGAGCCGCACCCAUGUGUGCUCAGCUUUACAACGAGCGCUGCCCACCGCAAGUCAAAGCUGCAGUUGAGAAGGCCAUGGCGGCAAUCGUGGGGGUCAAGUCACAGCAGUCCGAUGCGUUCAGUAAGAGUCGCCAGCCCUCCAAAGCAGCAGAUACCACCCAGAAGGCGGAGUGA